This is a messenger RNA of Hydra vulgaris (swiftwater hydra), 636 nucleotides long. RefSeq names its product tigger transposable element-derived protein 4-like. The record is from RefSeq and is a predicted model, not a curated record. NCBI's taxonomy places the organism in Eukaryota, Metazoa, Cnidaria, Hydrozoa, Anthoathecata, Hydridae. Gene Ontology annotation, cellular component: nucleus. Gene Ontology annotation, molecular function: DNA binding.
AUGAAAAAUGUGUCAGUAGAAAACACACAGAAAAUACGUCGUACAGGAUUGGCAUCUGCUAAUGCAUUAGGGAAAAAAUUGUCAAUGUUUGUUAUUGGCAAAGCUAAAUCACCCAGAUUCUUUAAAAAUGUAAAGCAUUUACCCUGCCGUUAUCGCAGUCAGAAGAAAAGUUGGAUGGAUGGCACACUAUUCGAGGAACGGGUUAGUGAAACUGAUCGGCAACUUACAAAGGAAAGACUAAAAAUUGUUUUAUUAGUUGAUAAUUGUCCAGCUCAUCCAAUCAUUGAUAAUCUCGAAUCAAUAGAACUAAUUUUUUUACCAUCAAACACUACCUCGAAGCUACAGCCGAUGGAUCAGGGCGUGAAUAGGUCACUUAAUGCCCAUUAUAGAACACUAUCUGUUCAAAAAUUAAUAAAUGCAAAAGAAAAAAAAAAGCCUCUUCCGGAAAUUACUAUAAUGGAUGCCAUGCAAAUGCUUGAUGUUGCUUGGGGGAAGGUGAAGACCGAAACUAUUUGCAAUUGUUUUGCUUUGGCAGGAAUUUCAGAGAAAAUGUGUUUUGACGCCUCUGUAGAUGUGGAUGAUCCCUUUGAGGAUCUCAAAGACCAAUUAGAAAAGCUUGCUGUUCAUUCAUCCUAG